GACUGUGGAGCAGAAUUUAUCAAUCAGUUGUUAUGUCACAGAAAACAUACUCGUAUACAAUUGUACAGGUUAUGUUUAGUUUAGUACUUUAGUAUUAGUAGCAACUAGCAAGCCCACGAAAGCGCUCGCCAGUCGUGUUGUCCGGACGGCUCGAGCCAUGAAUUACCGCACAAUAAUCCCGUUACUUUUCGCAAUAAUAAAUCUCGCGAAUGGACUAAAUAUUCUCACAAUACUACCAUAUCACGGAAAGAGUCAUUUCUUCGUGUUCAAAGUGUACCUUCAAGAACUGGUCAAACGAGGGCACAAUGUUACAGUGAUAUCACACUUUCCGGAGGCCAGUGGGAGCAAAAACUACCAUGACAUAAGCUUGGCGGGCACCAUUAAUAUAAUAGAAGAUACCAUGCCAUUUCACAGGUCAUUUUUUACUAUACUUGGUACUGGAGUUUAUUUAACUAGUACCGGAAAAAAGAAUUGUGAAGUUAUGUUAGCGAACAAGGAUGUGCGGAAUUUAAUUGAUCGAAAACAGAAGUUCGAUGUGAUAGUAGUUGAACAGUUCAAUAGUGAUUGUGCUCUGGGUGUUGCUUAUAAAUUACAAGCACCCGUAGUAGGUAUCAUGUCGCAUAUUUUGAUGCCGUGGCAUUAUAAUAGAUACGGAAUACCGAAUAAUCCUGCUUUUGUUCCUUUCCAUUUCACUGAAGGCGGUACUAAACCGACGUUUUUACAAAGAAUCGAAAGAUUUAUUCUAGACGUUUACUUCAAGACAAUAUUCUAUUAUGUGAGUCAAAGAAACAAUCAAAACGAGCUGGCUAAAUACUAUGAUGAUAUACCACCGUUAGAAGAUUUGGCACGUGAAAUUAAAUUUCUGCUUCUAUACCAUAAUUUCGUUCUUACCGGAUCGAGACUCUUUCCAGCGAAUAUCAUAGAAGUAGGCGGUUACCAUGUCAAAGACGCAAAACCUUUAACAGGAGAUUUAUUAAAAUUCGUUGAAGAAUCAGAACACGGAGUGAUCUACAUCAGUUUCGGAUCAGUAAUCAAGAGUUCUACAAUGCCAGCCGACAAAGUUAAAGAUGUGAUAGACGUAAUGUCUCAACUGCCAUAUAGAUUCAUUUGGAAAUGGGAAACUGAAGCACUUUUGAUGGAUAAAAAUAAACUUUAUGUCUCCCAGUGGCUACCGCAAAUAGAUAUUUUAGGGCAUCAAAAAACAUUGGCAUUCUGGACACAUGCCGGUAUGGGGAGCACUACAGAAGCCAUACAUUACGGAGUGCCGAUGAUAGCCAUGCCAGUAGUGGGAGAUCAGCCAGCAAAUGCUGCUGCAGUUGAAGAAAGUGGACUUGGAGUGCAGUUGCAAAUCAGAGAUUUGAAUAAGGAAAAUUUACUAGCGGCCUUUAAAAAGGUGUUAGAUCCAAAGUUCAGAGAAAAUGUCAAGCAAAUAUCGAAGGCCUGGCACGAUCGUCCAAUAUCACCCAUUGACUCUGCCAUCUACUGGACGGAGUUCGCCGCUCGUUAUCCUAACCUAAAUUUUACUGCAGCAUCAGCGAAAGUUCCUUGCUAUCAGUAUUAUAAUCUAGAUGUGUUAGCUGCUUUUGUUGUACUAUCCCUAGUUGUGUUUUGGGGAAGUAAGGCAUUGUUGACAUCGUGUUGCCGGAAAGCUAAAAAACCAGAGGUAGAUGUUAAGAAUAAGAGUAAGAAACGAACAAAACGAGAAUAAUUUCUGUUGAGAAACCGCCAACGAAGGUUAAGGGCGUAACAAACCCAUAGACUAGACUAGAGGGAGGGCUACCGACUAGCUGGUUUGUCACGCACGGCUGGUACCGUCGCGUGGUUUCACCCGCGUGGUUUCCUUUCCGGGAUACGGGGAAUACGGGGAUAAUUUAAAGCCUUCCUCGAUAAAUAGGCUAUCUAAAACUGAAAGAAUUUUUCAAAUCGGACCACUAGUUCCUGAGAUAAGCGCAUUUAAGCGAACAAACAAACUCUUCAGCUUUGGAAUAUAAGUAUAGAUUAUAAAGUCUUUCAGUGAAAACUCUACUCCGAUUGUUACCUAUUUGCACUACCUAAAAAGUUGAAAGAAUGACCAUACGACUUUUGGUAGCAUUGCUUUUGGCUAUUUUGAUUAUAUUUAGGAGGGUAACUGCCCCUUCUGCCUUCUCUUGGCCCUGCCCUUGACGAAGAAAAAGAUAUAACAAUAGCAAUAAACAGCAUGAAAGUGAAAUCUAGAAAGGUCUAUCCUAUUGAGAUAUAUCUCAAGGUUUACCAAUUCGUCUACCUACCUAAAAAUUCAGUCUUAAUGCUCGUAUAUACCUACUUUCUUUACCUUCUAGUACACUGUAUUAAAUUAUUUUCAAAAUCCAUUCCACAAUAUUGAUAUUAGUAGGUAUUGGUGAAUAAACUAGUAUUUAAUUUUUACACUCCGUCCACGAAUUUUUCAAUAUUUUGUUCUACCAAUAGAAAUGCACUUGUCUGAUUUUUACAGAUCACAGCGAAACCUCCACUCAUAUUUUUAAUAAAUUUUUUAUUGAUUUUUUAUGUU
Bicyclus anynana (squinting bush brown) is the source of this 2527-nucleotide messenger RNA. Its product is annotated as UDP-glucosyltransferase 2. NCBI's taxonomy places the organism in Eukaryota, Metazoa, Arthropoda, Insecta, Lepidoptera, Nymphalidae. The transcript is spliced from 4 exons. Gene Ontology annotation, molecular function: UDP-glycosyltransferase activity. The record is from RefSeq and is a predicted model, not a curated record. Bases 158 to 1708 code for a protein of 516 amino acids.